AUGACAACUCCAGCCAAGAAAAGAAGCCUUUCACCCGAUCACACUACCAACAGUGAAUUGUCUGCCAACAAGCGACCACGCUCGUCGUCCAACGGCGAUCUCCUCGCUGAGCUUACAGAUGUACUUGCAGAGAUCCGGUCAACACCGUCGUCGGGUGAGAUCAGUGCCGAGUUACUCGAGAAUUUCAAGCUGCUCAUGUUACAGAUCGAACGCCUAUCUGCUGACGAGUCGAAUACAGAAGCGGUGCAAAUGAAGCAUGAGAGUGAUAGGUGCUUGGAGACAUGGUUUGACGACUUGCUUGCACAAUGUGAGGCCGACGGCGAGUUGGAUUUGAAUACACUUGAAGAUGAAUUGGCAGCAGCAGGUGAUGGCGACAGUGAUGACGACGAAGAUAUUGAAGCUGCAUUAAGUUUGGCCCUUGCACUUGAAGAAGAAGACGUACAACAAGAUCACCACCACCACCACCACCACCAUCAUCAUCAUCAUCAUCACCAAGAACAAAUUGAACAAGAACAAGUGGAAGAUGACGAUGCAAAAAGCCCUGCUGUCCAGUUGAUGGCGUAA
Molecule: messenger RNA, 564 nt
Organism: Lichtheimia ornata
Lineage: Eukaryota; Fungi; Mucoromycota; Mucoromycetes; Mucorales; Lichtheimiaceae
Exons: 1
Coding region: 1-564 (187 amino acids)
Source: RefSeq, a predicted model, not a curated record